AUCAUCGUCUCUCCCAAGAAAAACAAAAAAAAAAACCAUGAAAAUGAAGAAGAAAGGAAAAGUUUACCCAUCUCCUCCUCCUCCUUCAUCGUCUUCUUCUUCUUCUAACCAUUUUAACGAAGAUGAUGAUGAUUCUCUCUCUGUGUUGAAGCUUCUUCCAGCAACGAUUUUGGUUCUAGUUUCUGUUCUCUCAGCUGAAGAAAGAGAAGUUCUUGCUUACUUAAUCACAAGAGGAACCACCAUUUCCGAUAGAGGAAACUCUUCUUCGAAGAAUAACAAGACGAAGAAGAAGAGCAACAACAAAUCUACCAAAAAUCACAAACCACCAGUUUUCGAUUGUGAGUGUUUCGAUUGUUACACGAACUACUGGUUUCGUUGGGAUUCAUCGCCGAAUCGUGAGCUUAUCCAUGAAAUCAUCGAAGCUUUCGAGAAUCAUCAUCUCUCUAGUGGUGAACAAAACUCCGCUUCUCGCAACAAAUCUAAGAGAGGUAAGAAGAAAGAGAAACCGGGUCGUCGGGUCACUGAUUCGGAUAAUAAUAAUAAACCGGGUCUUCGGGUCAGUGAUGAUGAUGAUAAGGAUUCUAAACCCGUCGUCGAGCCAAUGACUGAAACCACUGUUUCCGAGAGUAGCCACGUGUCGUCACCUGAUAGAUUGAGUGAAGCUGAGGUGGCGGAAGGAGAACCGGAGGAUGAGAUUGUUGUUGAGGAAGAAGAGGAAGAGGAAGAAGAAUCGGCGGUGGUGGUUUAUGCGGCGGCGGCGAGGACUGUGACGGGACACAAGGGAUUGGCGAGGAAGGUAUUGCCGGACGUGUUGGGUUUGUUCAAUUCCAAUUUUUGGAGGCUUUGGAAUCCGAACGCCUAAAAGCAUCCAUCGACCGGAAAAAGUUAUGCCUUUUUUUUUGUUGCUGUUUUCAUAGAACAAAAAAUAAUCUCAUCUUUUGCUUUAAUUUUUUCUUCUUUCUCUAAAAAAAAUUACAUGACUACUUUGAGGUUAUGUUUAAUGGUUGAAAAAAUGCAGGUCUUUUAG
Arabidopsis arenosa is the source of this 1027-nucleotide messenger RNA. The record is from the annotation of a GenBank genome assembly. Lineage: Eukaryota; Viridiplantae; Streptophyta; Magnoliopsida; Brassicales; Brassicaceae.